AUGAUACCCGUGCUACGACGCAGCCUCCAGCGGAUCUCUCAGCCCACACGCCCUGCUGAGGUCCAAGGACGGCACUGGGGCUUCGCUUGGGGCACGAUUCAACUCGUCGGCUUGGGGAGCGAUUGUGGCUGCUUCCACGCACAACGUCUUCUCAAUAGCGUUACCUCAAACGUCUCUAGCUUGAUCGAUCAUUUUGAGGCUGCAGUGUACAAUGAGCUCAUAGAUUGUGAUGUCCGCCAGGUGUGGGGGUGUUCGAGAUGCCUACGCGACAUUAACCAGAGUCCCUGUAACUAA
Pseudocercospora fijiensis CIRAD86 is the source of this 294-nucleotide messenger RNA. RefSeq lists its product as uncharacterized. The transcript has 6 exons. The coding region runs from base 1 to 294 and encodes 97 amino acids. NCBI's taxonomy places the organism in Eukaryota, Fungi, Ascomycota, Dothideomycetes, Mycosphaerellales, Mycosphaerellaceae. The record is from RefSeq and is a predicted model, not a curated record.